Molecule: messenger RNA, 2068 nt
Organism: Nelumbo nucifera (sacred lotus)
Lineage: Eukaryota; Viridiplantae; Streptophyta; Magnoliopsida; Proteales; Nelumbonaceae
Product: ethanolamine-phosphate cytidylyltransferase-like
Biological process (GO): phosphatidylethanolamine biosynthetic process
Cellular component (GO): cytoplasm
Molecular function (GO): ethanolamine-phosphate cytidylyltransferase activity
Source: RefSeq, a predicted model, not a curated record
UGUGCCCAGAUCACUUUCGUAUAGCACAAGUAAAAGGAAGGAGAAAAAUGCAGAAAUAGAAAGUAUAAAAGAGGGAAUUCUAUAUUUUUCAAAGCUCUCACACACCAGGGGACUCCUUGCAAUCAAGGCGGGCGUGUGAAGCCGAGGGACACACCCACGAGGAGUGUCAUCGAUUGCAAGAGUUGGGCCUCCUUGGUGAGGGCAAAGGGAGCUGAAAAAAUCUGAGAAGGGGAGGGAAUGGGAUCAAUGGACUUUGAAAGCAACAAUUGGAUCUGGGAUGGGGUCGGCUACUACUCGCAUCUUUUCGGAGGGAUAAUGCUCACGGCUGCUGUUCUUGGGAUAUCAUCGAGCUAUUUUGGUAAAAUUGGCGUUCCUUCUUUGCCUUACCUUUGGCCACAUAUGGAGGUCUUCCAUAAGAAGAAAUACAGGAAGAAACCCAUAAGAGUUUACAUGGAUGGUUGUUUCGAUCUCAUGCACUAUGGUCACGCCAACGCGUUGAGGCAGGCGAAGGCUUUGGGGGACAUAUUGGUGGUAGGAGUUGUGAGUGAUGAGGAGAUCAUAGCCAACAAGGGUCCUCCUGUUUUGUCCAUGGAAGAGAGGCUCACACUUGUUAGUGGAUUGAAGUGGGUGGAUGAAGUCAUUACCAAUGCUCCUUAUGCAAUUACCGAGAAAUUCAUGGAUAAACUGUUCAAUGAACAUAAGAUUGACUACAUUAUACAUGGUGAUGAUCCUUGCCUGCUUCCAGAUGGAACUGAUGCUUAUGCUCUGGCAAAGAAAGCAGGCCGUUACAAGCAGAUCAAGCGUACUGAAGGUGUCUCAAGCACUGAUAUUGUAGGGAGGAUACUUUCUUCUGCGAAGGAUAUAAAAGCUGGUAAUGAAUGUUUCGACAAUACUCUGUCUGAACAUGCCAAUAACAUGAAUAACACUAAAGCUGAAGAAAGGCAAUCUGGUGGAGCCCAAAUAUCUCAUUUUCUACCUACGUCUAGGAGGAUUGUGCAAUUCUCAAAUGGAAAGGGUCCAGGACCAAAUGCUCGUGUUGUGUACAUCGAUGGUGCAUUCGAUCUGUUUCAUGCGGGACAUGUGGAGAUAUUAAAGAGUGCUAGGCAGUUUGGAGAUUUUCUCCUUGUUGGUAUUCACAGCGACGAAACUGUCAGUGAGCAUAGAGGAACUCAGUAUCCAAUCAUGGACCUUCAUGAACGUAGUCUUAGUGUGCUGGCAUGCCGAUAUGUUGAUGAAGUUAUCAUAGGCUCCCCUUGGGAAGUUACAAAGGACAUGAUAAUUACAUUCAAUAUCUCCUUGGUUGUGCAUGGGACAGUUGCUGAAAGCACCAACUUUUUAAAUGAUGAUGCUGAUCCAUAUGCAGCUCCCAAGAGCAUGGGAAUUUUUCGUAUGAUUGAAAGCCCUAAAGAUAUUACUACUUCUUCUGUUGCCAAAAGGAUAAUUGCUAAUCAUGAAGUUUACAAGAAACGCAAUGCCAAAAAGGUAGAGAGUGAAAAGAGAUACUAUGCUGAGAAGAAAUAUGUAUCCGGAGACUAAGAGUUAUGUAAAUGUUUUUAUGUGGCUGCUGAACCAACUAAAUAACCUUUCUGCAACAGUGGCUUGGUUGACAAUUCCACUGCACUUCUCCCCAUUACCAUCGUGAAGAUUACUGCUAUUGAUGAAGAUGAUGGUGUAUUGUAUUUUUUUUUUUUUUGGUUUUGUGAAGAUAGAAAACGAGUACCAUGGAGAGUUUGUUUUCCAGAACAUUAGAAGCCUCCAGGAGUGCCAUUUCUUUUCCCCUACCCACCCUAAUUUUGUUGUAAUUCUUCCCUACAAGAGUAGAAUAGGUGUUUCAUCGGACAAAACAAAACUAAUCUUGUGCUGCUGUUUGUGAUCGUUGCACCCCUUUCAUACUUGCAAGCAAGGAGGAAAUCUGAUUCUCUAGGGACAUGCAUUUGUUUUUGUGGUUUAGAGAGAAGGGAGUUCAUUGAAGUUUGUAGCACUCUGCUCUAUAGAAACACUUGAUAUUGUUGUAGCCUUUUUGAGAUUCAAGGUGAUUUUUUUAGAUAUUCAUAUUGUUGGCUUGUUA